CAACUUUAAUAGCUAUCUGUGCAGCAGAAAGAGGAAGGACCGUAUUUAAACGUAUUUAUUUCGCUUGUUUAUCACAUUUCUGUCAGGACAAUGUGUAGCAAUAAGGAAGUGGAAUACAUGGACACUUCAGACUUCCCAUGGUGUUGGUAUUAUCUGGCAGACUGUGGAAGGUGGCACAGGUUUGAGGACGACCCUGAUAAUCCCCUGAGGAGUGAGGAUAUUGAAAAAUAUUACAAAAGAAACUCUAAAGCAGCGUUGAAUACAUCAUCCGGUAACUGUGAGAGCAAGAUGGACUUCUCAGCAAUGUUACAGACUGACCUCAUCACAGGAAGGCAAAGAAGAAUCCAACGGGCCUUCAACCUUGAGAGAGGAUGCGCCUGCUUCAGUGCUUCUCCUGUCUUCUGGGAAAAGGUGGACCCAAGAUGUCCAUAUCAGUUAAUGCCUCUGAGUGAACUCAGCCCUGAGUAUCUCACAGUGGCAGACUAUGUGAAGACAGAGGGGUUGUUGGAUGCAGACAUCGUGUCAAUCAGCAGGAUCCAGAAUCUGGACCUGUGGGAGAUAUUCUGUCGGAAAAAGAAGCAGGUAAUGAGAAUCCAGGAUGUCAAAGAGAUCCAGGAGAAGAGACUCUUUCAUGGUACAGAAAUGACAAAUGUUGACAGCAUUUGCAAGUAUAACUUUGAUUUACGAUUGCCUAGCAAACAUGGCAGCGUAUAUGGCAAAGGGAUAUAUUUUGCAAAACAUGCAACAUUUGCAGACAAAUACAGCAACGGCAGCAGGGAUCCAUUGCCUCUGUAUGGCGGGGAAACACGAGGUGUUCAAGGUGAAUACACUAAAGUGAUAUUUUUGGCUCGUGUGAUAAUCGGAAAAUCAACGGUUGGAAAGGCUAUUUGUCGGAAACCUGAUGAUGGAAGUGCUGAAAACACUCACUACAGCUGUGUGGAUGAUGUCAAACAUCCCAAGAUCUUUGUAAUAUUUGAUCCAAAUCAGAUAUAUCCAGAGUAUUUGAUUCAGUAUACCGGUAGAUGAAGUGAACAGAGGGUCUUGAGCAUGUGCGAUAUCAGCAUGUCUAACUCUGUCUUGGUAUAAAACCUCUCAUAGUCUUUGAAGAUUUUUUAUUUUUUUACGACAUCUUUUAAACUACAUUUUGAAAGGAGCUGAACUCUGAUAU
Notothenia coriiceps (black rockcod) is the source of this 1168-nucleotide messenger RNA. Its product is annotated as poly [ADP-ribose] polymerase 11-like. Gene Ontology annotation, molecular function: NAD+ poly-ADP-ribosyltransferase activity. The transcript has 7 exons. The record is from RefSeq and is a predicted model, not a curated record. The coding region runs from base 91 to 1026 and encodes 311 amino acids. Gene Ontology annotation, cellular component: nucleus. Lineage: Eukaryota; Metazoa; Chordata; Actinopteri; Perciformes; Nototheniidae.